Messenger RNA from Plasmodium adleri (nom. inval.), 1773 nucleotides. Its product is annotated as conserved Plasmodium protein, unknown function. The record is from RefSeq and is a predicted model, not a curated record. The transcript has 9 exons. NCBI's taxonomy places the organism in Eukaryota, Apicomplexa, Aconoidasida, Haemosporida, Plasmodiidae. Bases 1 to 1773 code for a protein of 590 amino acids. Gene Ontology annotation, biological process: intracellular transport.
AUGAAAAGUGAUGUAUCAAAAACAGAGGAGACUGAUUCAAAAAUAGCGAAUUCCAAAAAGCGUAACAUAGAAAAAAUCACCUCUCCAACAAAAAUACCGAAAACAGAACUUGAUUCAUUAAAUCAACAUGAAAAAGACAACUCAACAGAAAAUAAAAAUGAUUAUCUAAAUGAUAUAAGAAUAACUCAACACGAUGAGAACAUGCAAAAUAUAAUAGAAAAGAAUGAAGACAGUGGUAAUAUAAUAAUAAGUGAUAAAAAUAAAAUGAAAAAGAAAAAAAAUGGAAAAGACAGGAAAAAUAGUUUUGCUGAGGAGAUAAAAAAAACAAUUCAAAAGAAAAGCAAUGUAAAGGAUAAAAAUAGAAAGAAAGAACUCAAAAAGAACAAAAAGGUAACGAGUGAUGAAAAUGUGAGGAAUGAAGAGGAGGAGAAUGAAGAGGAGAAGGAUGAAGAGGAGGAAGAUGAAGAGGAUGAAGAUGAAGAGGAGGAGGAUGAAGAUGAAGAGGAUGAAGAUGAAGAGGAUGAAGAUGAAGAGGAGGAAUAUGAAGAGGAUGAAGAUGAAGAGGAGGAUAAUGAAGAUGAAGAGGAGGAGGAUGAAGAUGAAGAUGAAGAUGAAGAGGAUGAAGAUGAAGAUGAGGAAGAAAAUGAUGAUGAAGAAGAAAAUGACGAUGAAGAAGAAAAUGAAGAUGAAGAAGAAAAUGAAGAUGAAGAAGAAAAUGAAGAUGAAGAAGAAAAUGAUGAUAAUGAAGAUGUUAAUGAAAUUAAUAUUGAAAAAAAUAAAAAAUCAGCUCGUAAAUCUGUGCAUUUAAAAGAAACACCAAACGAUGAAAAUGAUGAUGAAGAAGAAAAUGAUGAUGAAGAAGAAAAUGAUGAUGAAGAAGAAAAUGACGACGACGAAGAUAAUGACGAUGAAGAAGAAAAUGAUGAUGAAGAAGGAAAUGAUGAUGAGGAAGAAAAUGAUGAUAAUGAAGAAAAUGAUGAUAAUGAAGAAAAUGAUGAUAAUGAAGAAAAUGAUGAUAAUGAAGAUGUUAAUGAAAUUAAUAUUGAAAAAAAUAAAAAAUCAGCUCGUAAAUCUGUGCAUUUAAAAGAAACCCCAAACGAUGAAAAUGAUGAAGAAAAUUUAGAUGAAGACGAAAAUGUGGAUAAAGAAGAAAGUGAUGAAAAUAAAAGUGAAAAGAGCGAUAACGAAAGUGUUGCAAGUGAAGCAAGCGAUAUAAAAAAAAACGAUCGUCUAUUCGCUUCUAUGAAUGAUUAUAAUUCACCCAAUAAAUUAUUCAGUGAACAAAUGGGUAAGCUGAAUAUUUUUGGAAACGUUAGUAUUGAUAUAGAGAAAUUAAGAAAAAGUUUGAAUAAAAAUAAAGGAAAAGUUGAUGAAAAGAAGGAAGUGAAAAUGACUGAAACGGAGAAUGCUUUUGAAAAUGAAGAGAUAUUAUAUUCUGAGAAUAGCAUAAAAAUAAGCAAGUUUAUAAAAAAGAAUGAAAAGUAUGACUGGUCAGGUUAUUUACCCGUGAAAAUUCAAAUAAUGAAAAAUACAGAAAAUAAAAAAUUUAGAAUUUUAUGUUUUCAAAAAGGUAGUGGUAGAUUGUUUUUAAAUACGGAUAUUUUUGAUGGAUUCAAAAUUAUACCAUCCAAAAAUUUGUCGGCAUUAUUUUCUGGAAGAGAUAUAUGUGAUGAGAAAAAACUCAACCAGUAUAUAGUCACCUUUAUAAGCAGUAGCUCAAGGGAUGAAUUUGUUAAUAAAAUUAAAAAUAUUACAAAGAAGGAUGAAAAUUAA